AUGGGACAUGAGAAUCACACUUUCAGCAGUGACUUCAUUCUUUUGGGGCUCGUCACGUCUUCUCAAACAAGCCUAGCUUUCUACUCCCUUAUAUUCAUCGUUUUCCUGAUACUAGCGGAGAACACAGUCAUGAUCCUCCUGAUCCGCAGGGACUCGCACCUUCACACCCCAAUGUAUUUCCUGCUCAGCCAUCUCUCUUUUAUGGAUACCUUGCACAGCCCUAACAUUGUUCCCAAAAUGCUCACUGACUUUCUGUCUGACAGCAAGACUAUUUCAUUUGCAGGCUGUGGCUUCCAGAUAUUUAUGUCCAUCUCCCUCCUGGGGGGUGAGUGCUUUCUCCUGGGAGCAAUGUCUUAUGAUCGUUAUGUGGCCAUCUGUCACCCGCUGCGGUAUCCCAUUCUUAUGAAUGAGUAUGUCAUUGUUUUCUUGGCUGGAGGAUCCUGGAUUGUCGGGACUCUCAAUUCUAUUAUUCACACAACUUAUGUCCUCCACUUCCCCUUCUGUGGCUCAAGGGCCAUCGAUCACUUUUUCUGUGAAGUCCCUGCCAUGUUGAAGUUGUCCUGUGUGGACACAACACACUAUGAACAAGGGGAUUUUGUCAGCAGUAUACUUUUCCUGCUUAUCCCUUUCUCCCUGAUCUCUGCUUCAUAUGUCCAAGUUCUCCUUACUGUCCUCCAAAUGAAAUCAUCAGAGGCACGGAAAAAGUCCUUUUCCACCUGUUUUUUCCACAUGAUUGUAGUCAUAAUGUACUAUGGGCCAUGUAUUUUCACAUAUAUGAGACCUAAGUCGUACCACACUCCAGGGCAGGAUAAGUUCCUGGCGAUAUUCUACACCAUCCUAACACCCACACUGAACCCCAUCAUCUAUAGCUUUAGGAAUAAAAAUAUACUGGAGGCAAUGAAAAUUGUGCUGAAAAGUAAUUUCCUCAAUAAAACUUAUUAG
Messenger RNA from Manis pentadactyla (Chinese pangolin), 942 nucleotides. RefSeq names its product olfactory receptor 2AJ1-like. Lineage: Eukaryota; Metazoa; Chordata; Mammalia; Pholidota; Manidae. Gene Ontology annotation, cellular component: membrane. Gene Ontology annotation, molecular function: olfactory receptor activity; G protein-coupled receptor activity. Gene Ontology annotation, biological process: G protein-coupled receptor signaling pathway. The record is from RefSeq and is a predicted model, not a curated record.